AUGCGUGUCUUCCCUAUCCCACCCCCUUCGUUCCUUUCCUUGCAGCACCGUGUCUUCCUCUUUGAGGUUUCUUGGCCACGGGAAGAAGAGACAACUGCCAAGUUUGAGGUCGCCGUCUCUAACCGAUCCGAUCCUUCAGCCCCAUCAGCUCGAUCGUCAACCAGGAAGCAAUAUGAAAACUGCGUAAGUUGCCCUAGAUGUGGUUUGUCACGGUGGAAGCUAAACAAAAACAAGGUUGAGAAGAAAGGUGUUCUUGCUAAGGUGGUUUGGUAUUUCCCUCCCAUUCCAAGAUUUAAGUGCAUGUUUAAAUCUUUAGAGACCUCGAGAAAUUUAACAUGGCAUGCAGAUUCUACAAGAGUUGUUGGUCAGUUACGCCAUCCAGUUGAUUCACCAUCAUGGAAGUUGGUGGAUCAUAUGUGGCCUGACUUUGAAAGUGAGCCAAGAAAUCUUCGCCUAGCACUUGCAGCUGAUGACAUUAAUCCUCAUAGCAACCUUAGCAGUCGGUACAGCUGUUGGCCAAUCAUGUUGGUCAACUAUAAUUUACCUCCAAAUAUGUGUAUGAAGAGGAAAUACAUCAUGCUAACUAUGCUCAUUUCAAGGCCUAAGCAGUCUAGAAAUGAUAUUGAUGUCUAUCUGGAGGUGUUAGUUGAAGAUUUGCAACGAUUGUGGGAAGGAGUUGAUGGAGUCUAUGAUGCUUAUCGCAGACAGUUCUUCAUUCUUAAAGCAGUCUUAUUAUGGACCAUCAAUGACUUUCCUGCAUAUGGUAACCUUAGUGGAUGUACUACACAUGGUUAUUAUGCGUGUCUAGUAUGCGGAGAAGAUACUUAUGCAAGACACUUGGAAAAUGGGAAGAAAAUGUCAUUUGCUGGCCAUAGAAGAUUCCUAUCACGAUUUCAUCCAUAUCGUAGGCAAAUGAAGGAGUUUAAUGGCAUGGAGGAACUUGGAGAAGCAGCUAGACCAUUAUCUGGGAUUAAGUUGUUUGACAAACUUUCUGACAUAAGGUGUGAGUUUGGAAAGAAGAUAAGUGUGAAAGGGAAAAUAAAGAAUGCAAAGGCUAAUAAGUUGGAAGUCAAUAUAGAAGAAAAAGAUUUAGGAGAAAAAACCAAGGAUAAUGUGGCAGCUAGGUUGGACAUAGUUGAGAUGGGAAUUAGGCCUGAAUUAACACCUAUAGUUGAGGAGAAAAGAACAUAUCUUCCUCUUGCUACGUGCUCAUUCACAAAAAAAGAAAAGUUGCAAGUGUGCAAGUCAUUAAAGGAUAUAAAAGUUCCAGAAGGUUUCUCUUCGAACAUGAAUAAUAUUGUGUGCAUGGAUCAGUUGAAGUUGACUUGCUUGAAAUCCCAUGAUUGUCAUGUUUUAAUGCAGCAUUUCUUGCCAAUAGUCAUACGUGAUGCACUGCCAAAACAUGUUAGAUAUGCCAUCAUAAGAUUAUGCUUCUUCUUCAAAGAUAUUUGUUGCAAGGUUAUAGAUGUAGCCAAGUUAGAUAAGUUGCAAUCUGACUUGGUUGUUACACUCUGCUUAUUGGAGCAAUAUUUUCCCCCAUCUUUCUUGGAUAUCAUGCUUUACUUAACUGCCCAUCUUGUUCGAGAAGUCCGAUUAUGUGGACCAGUUUACUUCAGAUGGAUGUAUCCAUUUGAAAGAUGCAUGAAGGUUCUUAAGAGUUAUGUGGGCAGUCGAAAACAUCCUGAAGGUUGCAUUGUUCAGAGAUAUUUAGCAGAAAAAGCAAUUGAGUUUUGUUCAGAAUACCUUAAUGGUGUUGAUCCUAUUGGAGCCCCUCAAUCAAUUCGAGACUCAAAAGCAAAUUUUUUUGACUUGCAAGCAUGCAACACACCAAUUAUAGUGCAACAAGUUGAUCUGCAACAAGCACAUUUGACUGUGCUAGAAAAUAUGGAAGAAAAAGAUGAAAGGUGGAUACAAGAUGCUCACAACAAGAGGUUUAUUGAUUGGUUUCGCACAAAGGUGGCUGCUGAAAUUGACAGUUACAAUGGUGGAACAACAUCGACAUUAACAUGGUUGGCCCAUGGACCGCGUGUGCAAAUCCUUAAGUAUAAUAGUUAUGUGAUAAAUGGUAAUUUAUACCAAACAAAGGCGCGGGAUGAUGAUAGAGUUUGCCAAAACAGUGGGGUUUCUUUAGUUGCCAACACCAUACUUGUAUGUAGUGCUAAAGAUAAGAAUCCCUUGUUAGCUGAUGUGUCUUUCUAUGGAGUGAUUGAAGAAAUAUGGGAAUUAGACUAUCAUCAAUUUCAUAUUCCUCUUUUCAAGUGUGCGUGGGUUGCAAAUGACAAAGGAAUAAUCAACAACGAUGAAUGUGGCUUCACCUUAGUCAAUUUAAACAAACGAGGACACAAGAAUGACAAAUUUGUGCUUACAAGUCAAGUCAACCAAGUCUUUUAUAUUGAUGACCCAUUAAAAAAGGGGUGGUCAAUUGUGCUUCCAGUUCCAAAUAGAUGUUAUGAGGAAGAUGAUGAUGAUUGGAGCAGUAUUCCAGAUUCUCGACCAAUUGAUGAUGUUAAUACUCAUUGUACUAUUCCUGCACAUGAAAGAUAUUUUAGAUCAGAAAUUGAGGGUGGAGUAGCAGUUGAGGAGAUACAUGAAGUAGCCGAUGCUGAGCUACAUGGAGUAGCCGAUGCGGAGCUACAUGGAGUUACUGAUAGAGAAGAACAUUCUGUAGAUGUGUAG
Zingiber officinale is the source of this 2676-nucleotide messenger RNA. RefSeq lists its product as uncharacterized. Bases 1 to 2676 code for a protein of 891 amino acids. The transcript is spliced from 6 exons. The record is from RefSeq and is a predicted model, not a curated record. Lineage: Eukaryota; Viridiplantae; Streptophyta; Magnoliopsida; Zingiberales; Zingiberaceae.